AUGCUGCUCGGAAAAAAAGUUCCUCAGAGAUGGAGCGGACGCUGAGGCGCUGAUAUCUGCACUUUUACACAUGAUAUUAAUCGCGAAAAGGAGAUUAAUUUGACGCGGACCCGCCAAGAACUUCGCCCUCUAACAUAUUCGCGCGGAUUUAAAACUUUUACGGAUCGAUUUCGCGAACUUUUUGAUUAGUUCUUGUCUCCGGGUGAAAAUGCCGCAGCCCGUUCGCGCUGUGAGCUUCGUGCUGCUCGUGUUUCACGUUACGGGAUUUAUUCGCUCGGAACCGGAGCCGUGUCCGUCUCGGUGCUCGUGUGCGGGAUCUGUGGCGGACUGCAGCGGCUUGAAGCGCGGCGGGAUCUCGGAGCGUCUGCCCGCGCGGAUCGCGCGUCUGGAUCUGAGCCGUAACAAGUUACGCACGUUUCCUGAAGCGCUGCUCACCAGCCUGCCGCAGCUCAGUGAAAUAAAACUGAGUAACAACGAGUUCGAGUCGAUCCCGGAUUUGGGGCCAAAUGCUGGAAACCUCAGCAGUCUGAUUCUAGCAAACAACAGGAUCUCGAGGAUCUCGGCAGAGCGGCUCAGUUCGCUGGUCGCCCUCGAGAUGCUGGACCUUAGCAACAACAAUAUUAUGGAGGUUCGCGCCGGGGCUUUUCCUCCUGUUCCUCUGAAAAACCUGUUGAUGAAUAAUAACCGUAUUUCCACGCUGGAGCACGGCUGCUUCAGUAAUCUGUCAAGCACGCUGCUGGUGUUAAAGCUCAACAAAAACCGUCUGAGCUCCAUCCCACCCAAGAUCUUUCCUCUACCGCACCUGCAGCACCUAGAGCUGAGCAGGAACCGCGUGAGGCGCAUCGAGGGUCUGACGUUUCACGAGCUUCACGGCCUGCGCUCGCUGAAGAUCCAGAGGAACGGCAUCACGCGGCUCAUGGACGGUGCUUUCUGGGGUCUGAACAACAUGGAAGUCCUGCAGCUGGAGUACAAUAACCUGACGGAGGUGAGCAAAGGCUGGCUCUACGGCCUCCUGACGCUGCAGCAGCUGUAUCUGUCACACAACGCCAUCAUCCGCAUCAAACCCGAUGCCUGGGAGUUCUGCCAGAAACUCGCCGAGCUCGAUCUGAGCUGGAACCAGUUGAGCCGUUUGGAGGAAGGCAGUUUCGUUGGACUCAGCGUCCUCAAGCAGCUCCACAUCGGAAACAACCGCAUCAGUUUCAUCGCUGACGGAGCGUUUCGAGGCCUCGCCAACCUGCAGGCUCUAGAUCUGAAGCAUAAUGAGAUCUCAUGGACCAUCGAGGACAUGAACGGCCCUUUCUCUGCUCUCGACAAUCUGAGGAAACUGUUUCUCCAAGGCAAUCGUAUCCGAUCGGUCACCAGGAAGUCCUUCACAGGCCUGGACCUGCUGGAGCAGCUGGACUUGAGCAACAACGCCAUCAUGUCGGUUCAAGCCAACGCUUUCUCUCAGAUGAAGAAGCUGGCAGAGCUGCACCUGAACACAUCCAGCCUGCUGUGCGACUGCCAGCUCAAGUGGUUUUCUCCGUGGGUGGCCGAACACGCUUUCCUUCCUCUGGUGAACGCCAGCUGCGCCCAUCCACAUCUGCUGAAGGGCAGAAGCGUUUUCACCGUCGCCCACGAUGAGUUUGUGUGCGGUGACUCGGCGGCCAGCUCCAGCGACUCCCCGAUGACCUUCGCCUGGAAGAAAGACAACGAGAUCCUGAACGACGCAGAGAUCCAUAACCAGGCUCAUCUGCGCUCUCAGGUCAGCGAGGUCACGGAGUACACGACCACUCUGCAGCUGCGCCACGUGGAGUUCACUAGUGAGGGCAGAUACCAGUGCGUCAUCUCCAACCACUUCGGCUCCUCGUACUCCACCAAAGCCAAGCUCACCGUCCACAUGCUGCCGUACUUCACCAAAAUGCCGAUGGACCUGACGAUCCGCGCCGGAGCCACCGCGCGACUGGAGUGCGCCGCUAGCGGACACCCGUCUCCUCAGAUCGCCUGGCAGAAGGACGGAGGCACGGAUUUCCCUGCGGCCCGCGAGCGGCGGAUGCACGUCAUGCCGAGAGACGACGUGUUCUUCAUCGUGGACGUGAAGACGGAGGACGUCGGCGUUUACAGCUGCACUGCGCAAAACACCGCCGGCGCCGUCUCUGCUAACGCUACGCUAACAGUGCUGGAGACGCCGUCGUUCCUGCGUCCGCUGAUGGACCGUGUGGUGGUGAAGGGCGAGACGGCGGUGCUGCAGUGUAUCGCGGGCGGCAGUCCUCCGCCUCGACUCAACUGGACCAAAGACGACAGUCCGCUGCAGGUGACGGAGCGACACUUCUUCGCCGCCGGGAACCAGCUGCUGAUCAUCGUGGACGCCGCGGACGCAGACGCAGGAACCUACACCUGCGAGAUGUCCAACCCGCUGGGCACGGAGCGAGGGAACCUGCGUCUGACCGUCAUGCCCAACCCAAACUGUGACUCGGGGCCGGCAGCCGGCGGGGCCCUGGGGCCGGAGGAGGACGGCUGGACUACGGUGGGCAUCGUGAUCAUCGCUGUGGUGUGCUGCGUGGUGGGAACCUCGCUGGUGUGGGUCGUGAUCAUCUAUCACACGCGCCGACGCAACGAGGACUGCAGCGUCACCAACACGGAUGAGACGAAUCUUCCGGCGGACAUCCCGAGCUAUCUGUCGUCUCAGGGAACGCUAGCGGAGCAUCAGGAUGGAUUCAUGGCAUCUGAGAGCGGCAGCAGCCUUCAGUACAUCAGCUCCUCCUCGGGAGGAUUUUACAUGUCACCCAAAGACAUCAACAGCCUCUGCCAGCUGGACACAGGAAGUGAUGCGGACAUGGAGGCGGCGAUCGACCCCCUGCUGUGCCAUUAUCAGGGGCCUGUGGGUUCACUGCUGAGACGGAGCAACCGCUGCAGCCCCGAUCUGCCCGACACGUACAGCGCGUGUGCGUCAGAGCAGUGGCCCGUCGGUGUCACUUCCUCCUGCAGCAGGAAGCGUGAGUUCUACACCUGCAGCUCCGCCCUCGAGCCCUUCGAUCACAUGAUGAUGCAGAUGGGGGACACUUCCUGUGUGGAGGACUGUGAGAGAGGAGAGUGUGUUCUGGGCUCCUCGGGGUCAUAUAUGGGUACGUUUGGGAAAGCGCCGUGGCGGCCGCAGCAGGAGCUCUGCGCUCAUAACGCCGUCAUUCUUCACGAGAAUCCGUACGCAGCGCUUCACGCCGACUCAGACCUGGACGAGGAGCACGCGAGCGUUUACGAGCAGCCGUUCGAUCUCAGGACGAUAGAGAGCUUUCCCACGUCACCGCUGGGCUCUUAGCGCCGCCACCAAAACCCAGAAACGCUCUUCUCAAGAAAGGAGCUACGACUGAAUGUAAAUGACACGUUUGUACAGAAAAACAGAUUAUAUGCAUUUUAUACGAAAUUAUAUUUUGUAAAUUAAUAGUGUAAAUAUGACCCUUAUUUUUCCUACUCUUUUCCUGUAAAUGUACGUCGGAGUCAGAUAUACUAGUUAACUGUGGGUUGUUUAAUCCAGAUCUGUUUAUGAUUAUUCUGCUUUGGCUUUUGCUUUAAAUAAAGCACCGUUUGCACAAACUAGUACACAAUAAACAUUCCAGUGAGCUGCUACACGCG
This is a messenger RNA of Sinocyclocheilus anshuiensis, 3609 nucleotides long. It is a transcript of the gene lrig3, whose product is annotated as leucine-rich repeats and immunoglobulin-like domains 3. Lineage: Eukaryota; Metazoa; Chordata; Actinopteri; Cypriniformes; Cyprinidae. The record is from RefSeq and is a predicted model, not a curated record. The coding region runs from base 209 to 3295 and encodes 1028 amino acids. The transcript is spliced from 19 exons. Gene Ontology annotation, molecular function: protein binding.